Panthera uncia (snow leopard) is the source of this 8460-nucleotide messenger RNA. It is a transcript of the gene KLF3, whose product is annotated as KLF transcription factor 3. The coding region runs from base 7167 to 8204 and encodes 345 amino acids. The record is from RefSeq and is a predicted model, not a curated record. The transcript is spliced from 6 exons. Gene Ontology annotation, biological process: regulation of transcription by RNA polymerase II. NCBI's taxonomy places the organism in Eukaryota, Metazoa, Chordata, Mammalia, Carnivora, Felidae. Gene Ontology annotation, molecular function: RNA polymerase II cis-regulatory region sequence-specific DNA binding; DNA-binding transcription factor activity, RNA polymerase II-specific.
UGCAACAGCUCCUCGAAGCCGGGGGUGGGGACGGAGGGAGAGGCGAGGGGAGGGGAGGGGGGACCCCGGGUUCAGCGGUUUAAAGUGUGGGAUUCGAGGGAGCCACCGUGCGGAUCCCGCGGUGUGGGGGACCGAGACCCGCGGCGCCCGCCGCGGCCCCGGCGAGGGCGCGGGCGGGGGCUCACCUGUGUGGUCCCCCGGCUGCCGCCCGCCCGCCCGCUCGCGAUUCCCUCCAAAGCCUCAGAAAUCUCAGUGCUCUCCGCGUGUGGCAACGUUGUUUGGAGAAAGGUAGCGCGGAGGCCGCGCACUCCUGCUCCUCCCCCUCCGGGUCCCCCACCCCCCGCUCCCAUGCCCUCCCCACCCCGCCCCCCGCCGCCCCCCUCUUCGGACGGGGCGCGCGACCGCUCGCCCGCCGGAGCAAAACUUGGAGCAGCCUCCCGGGGCCUCUGGGAAGAAACUUGGGGCCAUUGGGACUGAAGGCAGCAUCCCAUUCUCGAUCCUGGAGCCCAAGAGCUGCCAGGGCGUCUGGAUCCUCGGGGGCAGGAGAAAAGCGCUGGCCGGGUUUGGAGAGUCCUCCUCGGGGGCACAGAGAGAACCUGCCGCAGUGCCUGGAGCAAGGAUUGCAGCGAGGCUGGAGGCGGAGAGCGCCUUAGGCAACUGCCUGCAGCGUUAGGGACUCAAGCCGUGUGGGGACGGAGACUGAUCCCUGGACCUGGACCCUUGGGAUUUACUUAACAUUUCAGAGUGGCUUUCUUGGAGAUGGCAGAUAAUACUUGGAAUUGCCAUAGCUUCUUUGGCAGAUAUCAGGGAGAAUCUUCUGCUUUAAAUCUUACAGCAAAACACAGUAAUAAUAGAUGGAGAACAUGUAAACUGGACUUAUUUUUAAUAAGUCAGGUUAAACGGAAAUUGGAAAUUGCACACCUUCUUGGAUUUCACUAAAAUAAACAUUUUAUACUGGAUUUUUUACUAGCUCAGAAUGUAUUUUUUCACUAGCAUCACCUAAGAUACUCUAAAUAUAUUGAUUAAAUUCUCACGAGAGUCUGGUAUUUGGGGAGAAGUGUAUUAAUGGUAUUCUGAUUUCAUUUACAUUUAGUAUCUAAUUAUUAGGCAAAAUCUAGUAGGGGAACAGGGCAGUUGUUCAUUAUAGGUUUUUCCACUGGACACUUUUGUACCUUUUUUUUUUUUUUUUUUUUUUUUUUUAGUGUUUUCUGUAUGAAUUUGAGCAGCAUUUUUAUAAGAAAUCCAUCUGGAUGAUAAUCCACCUAACCGGAGGGAAGACUUGCUUUUAGAGAACAAAACAAUCUGAUCACAUUAACAUCUCCAAAAUUUGGCAAAUUACUGUUUUUUUAAAGAGAGAGUGGACAAAUGAGUUUCUCCUGGCUUGAAUCAUGGAGUAUGUUAGUUGACUUGAGCCUGUUAACAGAAAUCUGAAAUGAGAUGUUUGAUUAAACUCCCUAGAGAAACUGAUAUCUCAAUUUCUACAGUCAGUGGGGUCUGCAGCAGAAGUAUUAGAAGAAAACAGCCUAAUGUACUAUUGUAGGUUCAGUAAAGAUAGACUUUAAGGAACAGUUGGCUUUCAUGAAGGAGAAUGCAAGUGUAAAAAUCUUAGUGUGAAUAACAAAGCAAAGUAGCUGCUAAGACCACAAAAUCUUGUCAGAUAUAAAACAUGCUAUUGUUUUUUCACUGCAAAGUUUCUAAAUUAAAACCCAAUCUUCUGGUUGCUAUGGGCACGGUGAUGCCUUUUUUUUUUCUUUCUUUCUUUUUUUUACCUGUAGUUUUGUCUACACACAGAUUCUUAAGUCUCUGAUAAUGGAAACCUGAGUUGAACAGCCCUGGCUAAGUAACAGAAUAGACAUAAUAAUGGGGACAAGACUAUGAAUGGAUUUUGCUACCUUAAAUAUACCUAAAGGAAAGUAGACAUUUUAGGAUAUCUUAUAAAAAUCGAUACUCUGUUGUAUAGAUUGUGUAACACUUUGGGGUUAAAUGAAAUGUCAGGAGCAGAAUCAUAUUCUCAAAAGGUGAAUUUCUUUCAGUGUGUGUACAUGGAGAACAGAUGUGCAGCUGUGUGCAGAUAGGUUUCUAACUAUGCAGUUGAAAAAGAUGGUAAAAUUUUGGGGUGAUUUUAGAUAUCCCACUGUGUCUAGGAAUUUCGUUCCGUAGCUAAGGGACACUUAAAACUGGUUCAAUUUUCAGUUAUGUGGGAUAACCCAGUUGUCAUCUGAAUUCUUAAUAGUGCUCUCUUCAUUUUCCUCAUGAUGCUGAGACUGAACAGUAAUCAUUACCCCAACCCAGAAUUUGAUCAUGGCUAGGGACCAGCCAUUGGGAUGGGGGAGAAAGAGACAAAAGAAAUUGGAAGGGAGGCUGGUGUUAAUUAGGAAGGUCUCUGCUGCCUGAAUAUGAUAAAAUCACAUGUUCACUUAUGAUGUUUACUAUAUGUGGAAGCUCCUAUUUGUAAAUAGGGCAGGUCCCCUGUAUAAAGCUGGUGUUAUUAUUCACACCCAUAGAACAAACACCUCCACCCCCCUGUUGUUGUCUUAAAAAACUCCAGCUGCUCAUGAAUAUAGGGUCAGGGAGGGCCGGCUAAAUGUUUCUCUGUGCUUGCUCUCCAGUACAGCCAGCAGAGCUGUUUCCUGUUCUUUGUUUCAAGGCUGGGGUUUGCGUCAUACAUUCCAAGUGGCAUAUGUGUGCUCUUUCCUGUUUCAGGCUGUUUUCUGGUAGAUCAGUAGCCCAGACCAGGCCGUGGUCCCUGCCCCUAAACUCCCGAUCCCCACCCAGGGAGUUACCAUGUCUCUACACACUUAUGAUUGCUUAAGAUCCCUGUGUUAUGUCAUAAUGAGGAGUCAGUUAACCUUUUUACAUAUACCCUUUGCUCCAGUGUGUUUCUAUGAGUGAAUAAAUACUUGUACCUUUUUACAUUUAUCAUGGCCAGAUUGCAAUUUGGAGACGUUUGUGUACAGAUCCGCCAGAAAUCUGAAGGAGGUUGCAUUUGUUUUUCAUUUCUUGUUUUGAGGUGGGAGGCUGUUUGUUUGGAGAUGGGCAUUUUGCCCUGAAGCUGUCAAUUUUGGAGGGGGAAUUACCACCUAAGAGUUUAGACGACCUAGCUGUUCUCUGAAGGAUGUGGCCCACCCUUGUUCGCAAGGGAACACUGGAGCUCUAGGCAGAGGAGGCUUCACUGGAUGGAGAGUCCAAGCUGUUUUGGCAGACUAGGCUUUUAGAAAAAGUGUUGAAACAAAACAUAAGAUAUAUUGAGAAAGUCCCAGGAUCAUUUCUUUUAAAGACAAAGCUAUAAGCGCUAGGAUAAUUUUCCUAAGGACAAAGAUGUAUUCUACAUCUGAUCUCCGGCCUGUUUGAAGAAUAAAAAGCCCAGAGAAAGGGAGAACUGGAAAUGAGAAAUUCAUUUUAAUGAUAGUUUGGAAAAGUUUAAUCUUAUAUUUUGAAAACAGAAGGAAAACACUCUUGUUUUUACUGUUUUACAACGCCAACUUUCUCAUAAUCCCACUUUUUUUUUUUUUUUUUUGUAUAUUCUGUCAGUUGCGGGAGAACACAUUUCUGGGUUAACUCUUCAAAACCUACUAAAUUUUUCUGUGGGUUCUUCAGAAACUAAGUUUUAAAGAAGUAGUUGGAUAAGAAAACUAACCUGCAGGUUUCUUUUUAAACUUACUUUUGGGUUUUCUUAUAACAUCUAAAGGAAUUAUCUACAAUGUUCUCUGAUGGAAUUAAUUCAGAAUUGCUAAGGCAGCAAAUCAGACCCUAUCCUCCCCAAAACUGAUGUUAAUAGUACUUUGGUUUUUAACUUCACAUGCCACUGCAUUCUUUCUUUAUGUAUGAAGGGAAAUAUAUAAUAUGAUGUUAGGAAAGCUACUAGAAUCAAAUAGAAGGCUAUUGAUGACCUUCCUUGAAAAAAGAUGGGAGUUCUGGAAGCUUUCAAUAACAUUUUUCUUUCUCUUUUGGGAGAAGCGAACUUGAAAUAUUAAGUUGACUUGUAGCAUAAGAGGCCUUUAAACCAAAAUUUGUAAGUAACCCAAAUUGAAGCAACUUUUUAAAUUUUAGUUCCAAAGCUGUUAACAAUGCAACUAGAUUUAAGCUGACAAUUUUUAUUUGGCUUAUUCCAGCUUCAUUCUUGCCUCCCCAUUUUGGGGAAAAAAGGGAGGAGUUUGGCUAAUAGACAUGAUUAGGGUCUAAUGUAUUUUAUCAGGAAAAGAAGAAAAAAACUUUGCAAGCUUUUAAGUACUAAGCUGAACAAUUUGGGAAAAUUAUACCAGUUGAUAGUUACUGUAAUUACAAAAGGAAAAAAUGGGAAUAAUCAUUUUAUUUCUUGACCAUGCAAAUCAUUAUUCCUAAUUUAAUUCAAUUUUAUUUCCAUCUCCCCUUUAGAUGCUUGCCUUCUUAAUAUUUCCAAGUCAAUAUUUUUGCUGUAAAGAACAGCUUUCUUAGGUCGUACUUCUUACUCUGUUUUUUCACACCAGUUGUGUUUAAGAAAAAAUAAAUAUAAGCAUCCUUUUCCUUGAAAUACUAGGAAUUACAUUAUUCUGGAAAUUGGGUUUCUUUCUGAAGUGCUUCAUAUUUACUGGUUCUAGGUUUCAAAAAAAAAAUCCCUAGAGGCAUAAAACCAUUGAUAUCUGAUUUGCUAAUGUGUAAUGUUCUGGUCAAAAUUCAUCUUAGAGUGAAUUGCAGGAGGAUUGUGGUGCUUUUUAGCAUUCUCAUUUUCAAGCCUGAUCUGUCCCUUUCUUAGACCCCAGUUCUCAUCUGAAGCGGUAAUGCCAGAGCUCGAGACAGGAAACCAGACAGCAGUCUGCCCUGAUAAGGGAGAGCAUUGUCUAAAGGAGGUAGCUUUGCCCCCCGCCCCCCCCCAACUCUCCUUCCUUGAAAUUUGGUAGUAAUGAAAAAGAGACACUAUGCUAUAGACACAGUUCUGCACCCUAACUGGGACUGUUUUCUCCCAAAGCAAAAGUAUCCUUUUAAUUGGAUCUAUGCUUUUUCUGGAAUCUUACCUACCAGUUCAAUGGAACAUUAAAAAUAUAUAUAUAUUAGGAUCCGUAUAUUUUGUAUCCCUUGGUCAGGGUGUUCAAUAGUAAAGUUCAUUUUCUAGCAAAACAGGUUCCUGGAGCUUUUUGAAACUCCUUCUAUUGUGCUGGCAGGCUGAAUACAUUAUCAUUUCCUCCAUCUAAUUAUUAAGGGGAGCUGGAGACCGAAUGUGGCAAGUUAAGUGGCCCUUCAGCCCAUGCAUUCCGAACAAACCUGGGUCUAACUCUUACCCUGAAUUUUAGGAAGGGGGUGCUUUCCAAGGUAGCCCCCUGACCCAGAGGACUCUCAAGAGAGCCCAGCUUAGCCUGGGACAUGCUUAAGGGGGUUACCAAUCUCUGGAAGGCCUGGGGAUCUCCAGGGAUGGCCUGGGGCUAGUCUCAAUCCAGAUCAGUGGAGUUUGGCCAAAUCUAGACAUAAGAGAUCAAGUGGACACUGAGGGCAGUGCAUUCUACCCUGGAGAGCGACCUGUGAACGAACUGUGGGUUUUUUCUCCUUUGGCCUGUACACCUUCUGUCUACUAACCUCUGUGCUUCGGUCUAAUCACUGAAAUACACUCCUUCAGCUCUUCUUGUGCUUUAUAUCCUGCUACCUUCCAAAGCUUUGCACCCUAAAACUACUUUCCUUACCAACUUCAAGUUCCUAUUCUGCUCCUUUCUCCAAACAAGGAAGAUUUUCCUCUCCCGAGCCUCCCAAACUUUUCACACUAACUUUGCGUUUUAGGGUUUAGAAGAUGAUCUUCAUGCUAGCUAGCUUCACUGGCCCCUGGCAAGUUUCACUAGUAUGGCACCUGGUAUACAAUCAUUGCAAGGCCCUUGCCCUUCUUUUUAUCCUCACGUGUAAGAAGGGUAGUUUGACAUCCAUUCAUUUAUUCAUCUCAUAAGUAUUUAUUGAGCACGUACUCAUUAGGGCUAAUCUCAAAUUAUGUGCAGUCAUUAUUAUUAGUUAUGCCACAGGAUGGAGUAUGUCCCGAGUGAUCUAACCUGAAAAGGCAUUUUGAAAUCUUAAUUACCCUCUGGAACCUCCCCACGGCACUGCCUAACCUGGGCCAGCAGGCACUGCACACAUCCCAUACCCUCUGUUACCCGGGGAGUGACCCCAGUGUGAGAUGACUGCUUAAAAAAACCCUUCCCAUGGCCCAGACUCUAAAGCAGAGCAGAAAGUGCCCUGAGUCUGCAGGCAGGCAGAUGCGUUCCUGGUCUUGGCUACAGCUCCAACCAGCUCUGCAAAUUUGGGCGAGUCAUUUCACCCCUGUUCCUCCAAUUUCCUCAUUCCUAAAAUGGGGGUGAGGGCCUGACCCUUCCGCCUUUGUACAGCUAUUAUGAUGGUUUCCGUAUUUACUUGGGUAAAGCUGCCAGUUUUUUUCCGAGCAGUUUUAUGGACCAAUUGCAGGUGCACUGGCUAGGAAGAAUAAUAGCCUAGUUUGGGGCCUUCAGAAUGUGUCUUUUGAUCUUAUGUCCAAGCGUGCACACUAAGACACUGGGUCAGCAGCAGGGGCCGGUUGAGAGGAGUUGAGUCGCCACUACUAGAACUACUGGGUCCCUGCAUUCCACAUCCCCUGUGGACAGAUGUGUUCGAAGGAAUCGCUAGCCCAUGAUCGCUGUUUGUGGUGUAAUGUUGUACUCUGCCUGGGGAGGGAGCAGAGUAGAGUGCCAAGUUCACCACUUUUGAAGUCAGACUGUUUAGGGUUCAAAUCCUGGCUGUACAACUUAGCAGCUGUAUGACCACGGGCAGAUUGCUUUACCUCUCUGUUCUGUUGUUCUCAGAAGUAAUGGGAAAAUAGUACCCACCCACCUGAUAGGCACUCAGUGACACAGUCCAUGUAAAGAACAGCACCUGGAGAUUCAGUCAUGAAGAUGGUGAUCAUCCUGUGAUGGCAGGAAACCUGUGACAUCACCUAGCCCCUUGCUUUCCUUGGUCAAUAGAAGUAUCCUUAAAAAACCUACAAACUCUCUCUCCCUCCCCCUCCCUCCUCACGCAAUAUUGCCUCUUCCCUCCCUCUUUUUUUUUUUCCUCUUUCUUUUUUUUCCCCCCUCUUCUAUUCUAGGUUUUAAAACAGAGGAUGAGAGACCGUGACACUCGAUUUGUUUAGAAGAUCUCCCUGGGCCAAACACCAGAGCACCCUAGAAAGCUUAACUAAAAGAAUGCUCAUGUUUGACCCAGUCCCUGUCAAGCAAGAGGCCAUGGACCCUGUCUCCGUGUCAUACCCAUCUAAUUACAUGGAGUCAAUGAAGCCCAACAAGUACGGAGUCAUCUACUCCACGCCGUUACCUGAUAAGUUCUUCCAGACCCCGGAGGCCCUGUCUCACGGGAUGCAGAUGGAGCCAGUGGACCUGACCGUGAACAAGCGGAGUUCGCCGCCCUCUGCAGGGAAUUCUCCUUCCUCACUGAAGUUCCAGCCCUCGCACCGGAGAGCCUCGCCUGGCCUGAGCAUGCCUUCUUCCAGCCCACCGAUGAAGAAGUACUCGCCGCCUCCCCCGGGCGUGCAGCCCUUCGGCGUGCCGCUGUCCAUGCCCCCGGUGAUGGCCGCCGCCCUGUCCCGGCACGGCAUCCGCAGCCCCGGGAUCCUGCCCGUCAUCCAGCCCGUCGUGGUGCAGCCGGUCCCCUUCAUGUACACCAGCCACCUCCAGCAGCCGCUCAUGGUCUCUUUGUCGGAGGAGAUGGAAAACUCAAAUAGCAGCAUGCAAGUACCUGUAAUUGAAUCCUAUGAGAAGCCUAUAUUACAGAAAAAAAUUAAAAUAGAACCUGGGAUUGAACCACAGAGGACAGAUUAUUAUCCUGAAGAAAUGUCACCCCCUUUAAUGAACUCAGUGUCCCCCCCGCAAGCACUGUUGCAAGAGAAUCACCCUUCAGUCAUAGUGCAACCGGGGAAGAGACCUUUACCUGUGGAAUCUCCGGACACCCAGAGGAAGCGGAGGAUACACAGGUGUGACUAUGACGGAUGCAACAAGGUGUAUACUAAAAGCUCCCACUUGAAAGCGCACAGAAGAACACACACAGGAGAAAAACCCUACAAAUGUACUUGGGAAGGAUGCACAUGGAAGUUUGCUCGGUCUGAUGAACUAACAAGACAUUUCCGAAAACACACUGGAAUCAAACCUUUCCAGUGCCCAGACUGUGACCGAAGCUUCUCCCGUUCUGACCACCUUGCCCUACAUAGGAAACGCCACAUGCUAGUUUGAAUGCCUCCGUCCCCUGCCUCAUCGUGGCUCCCUGUUCUCCCGGCUCUCUCUCUCUGUCCUCCUUCCCAUUAUCUAACUCAUUUUUUACAUGUACAUUUUAAUUUUGAUUCAGCUGGCCUGAAUCUCUGAAUUUAUAUCAUUCAAGCUUCCAUAUGGUCAGUAGUAGAUAUUCUCUAAUCCUCCUCUCCUUACCACGGGUCAGACCUAAAGAAUGUGAACACUUUUUUUUUUUUUUUUUUUUUUUUUUUUUCCGGGG